This is a messenger RNA of Limulus polyphemus (Atlantic horseshoe crab), 2447 nucleotides long. RefSeq names its product ecdysone-induced protein 78C-like. The record is from RefSeq and is a predicted model, not a curated record. Gene Ontology annotation, biological process: regulation of DNA-templated transcription. Gene Ontology annotation, molecular function: zinc ion binding; nuclear receptor activity; sequence-specific DNA binding. The transcript is spliced from 8 exons. NCBI's taxonomy places the organism in Eukaryota, Metazoa, Arthropoda, Merostomata, Xiphosura, Limulidae. Bases 1 to 1638 code for a protein of 545 amino acids.
AUGGAGGUUUUUAAGCAACUGGAUCCAUCUUGUGGGGUUUUAACCCCUGUUUCGUCAACUGUUACAUCAACAGCUGAAACACCUAAAAUGACUGAUCUCGGCUUUGAUGAGAAUUCCGAUUUUGGAAUUCGCUUCUUCGAAUCUCCAGCCAUAAAAAAAGAAGGCUAUGAGGAUAAACACCCGAGUUAUUAUGAACCUCCGGCAUCCAUGCCAGCUGAGUCGGGAUUUGGAGCUAAAGACUAUACUGAGUUGCCUCCUUAUCCUAAUCCUGAAUCUGCCAUCGGCACUGGCUUACUGGAGAGCUCAUCUGUGGGGUGCAGUACCCUUGGAUUGGACCCCAGUCCUCCCACCGCGAGUGUUUUGUAUGAACAGAAACCCCCUUUGCCUGAAAGUUCAAGUAUUGCCACUCUCUCCAAGCUUCCCCAUGGAAAGACUUCAAAUAAAUAUGGCGGUUCUGAUCAAAACUUAGCCAUCGCUGAUUCCAACAGCAGUACUCCUACAAAAUCAUUCGUUCCCUGUAAGGUAUGUGGAGAUAAGGCUUCUGGGUACCAUUAUGGUGUGACGUCAUGCGAGGGCUGUAAGGGAUUUUUCAGAAGAAGCAUACAGAAACAGAUCGAAUACCGGUGUCUCCGAGACGGCAAAUGCUUAGUUAUUCGUCUAAACCGCAAUCGUUGUCAGUAUUGCCGCUUUAAAAAGUGUCUCGCCGUGGGAAUGUCCAGAGACUCUGUUCGGUAUGGUCGAGUACCAAAAAGGUCAAGAGAACGAAAUGACGAUGGCCGAGUUACUCAGGCAGAAGCUGAUCAGUCAGCGAGAGAACUAGAGAACAAACAACUGGCCAUGUACGAUAUCAUUCUGACUAUAUCUCAAGCCCACCACGCCAACUGUGCCUACACAGAAGAAAAGACAAGAUGCUUAGCCCGAAAACCAGCAAUAUUUCAGAGUUUAAACGAAGUUCAACCGGCCACAUCUGAUGACAAUGGAAGCGGACAGAUUACUGCUGACAGCUUGGAACAUCAGAAGAUUGUUAUGUGGCAGCAUUUUGCUGUACUGGUCACUCCGUCCAUCCAAAGGGUGGUGGAAUUUGCAAAGCGUGUCCCCGGAUUCUUAGAGUUAACUCAAGAUGAUCAGCUUAUCCUUAUCAAGUUAGGUUUUUUUGAAGUCUGGCUUGUCCACAUUGCCAGAAUGAUCAACACGUUAGAAAACAGUGUAACGUUCAGCGACGGAAGUUAUGUCUCCAGGCAGCAAAUGGAGCUGAUGUUUGAUAACGAAUUUGUGUCUUCUAUGUUUAACUUUGUUGUGACCUUCAACAACUUCCAGUUGAAUGACACAGAGAUUGGGUUAUUUUCAGCAGUAGUGCUGCUGACAUCAGAGAGGUUGGGCAUUUAUGACAACAAGAGUAUAGAUCAGCAACAGGAGAAGCUGAUGGAAGCUUUGAAACUCCAGAUUGGUCGCAACCAUCCUAGUGAACAACAUCUCUUUCCCUCCUUGAUGAUUAAGUUACCAGAGCUCCGUGCUCUUGGUGGGAAACAUAUGGAACACUUACAGUGGUUUCGAGCUAACUGGGCAAGGCUUAAGCUCCCUCCUCUUUUUGCUGAGAUUUUUGAUAUACCAAAAUGUGAGGAAGAUUUAGUACAAUGAUGACGUUGUAGAUUCAAAAAGAAGUAUAGUAGACCAUGCCAGUCUGUCGUCCACUCGUGUUAAUCACAUGGCAGGUCCAGUUGUUCCCAGCCACCAGCAAGACACUCACUGCCCCAUUCCCAGCAUUCCAGAUUCUAGAAUAGCCACAAGAGAGACAGGAAGAACCCCGGGACCAGGAGAUCAUUGGAAUUUAUUGUGUUCAUAAAACUCGACUGCAAGAUUCAUCUGUGUAGAGAAAGAUAUACUAUGUGCAGUUUGAUCAGUCACUCAGUGAUUUCCUAUGACCAUAAAGUGUUAACUGAUGUGUGGAGACUCCUUUUAUACCAUAUUUGUUUUAUUGUGUAUGUUAAGGUUUCACUCAGUCCACAAUCAAAUAUGGUAGCUGUGUACUGCACCUUCUCUCAAGCUUGACUUUUGUAAUUUUAGGUAAUCAAUAGUAUUGUUCAUUUCAUCAGUAAGCACUAAAGUUAAUUCCACAUCUUCCAUAAACCUGUAAUUUUUUGUUUUAGUUAAACAGUGGUUUUGUUUAUAUAACCACUGAAUACUGUAAUUACUUUGUACCUUCUACCAAGUUGCGAGUUGUUUUUGUCAAACAGCCAAAAGGUGAACUUUGUUCUAUGUACCUCUAUAUAAGGGGUUGUUUUCUGUGUAAUACAUGUAGACUGUAGUUUUCUUCUUUUUUUUUUUAACUCCAUUGUGAGAUCCCUAUUGUUGCAGUUUUCACUGCCACAGUUACACUGAGGCAAGUCCUCAAAACAAUAAAGAAUGAAAAAUAUUGUAAACCAUUGAAGAGAUCUAUCCUAUAUUAA